AUGAAUAACGGCUUUCAUAUCCGACCUGCUCAAGAAGCAAAACAAGAUUCAACGUUCAUCUUACAAGCUCAUGAUUCAGCAGUGAGAUAUCUUACAGAUACCGUAGGAAGUAAUCAAUGGGGAAAUCAACCAUUCAGUACAAGAGAAAGGGCAGUUACUCUCAUCAAACAAUUAGUCAUCAAAAGUGAAGAAGAAUUACAGGGAGAUCAAUAUAUAAGAACAGUUAUUGCUGAAAAGCUUUCUCAAGACGGCAGACAAACAAUCAAGUGUGGUGCUGCAACUGUGGAUGCCGUCUUUCCAACAUACGUCACAAACGUUGAAGAAUUACGAGCGCAUAUUCGAUCAACUAUAGAAUCCAAAGAUUUCCUUUAUUUAGAUAGACUCAUUUCCGAUAGAAACACGCCGGACAAUCUCAGUAAAGGUGUUGGAAAAGCAUUAUUGGAUUAUUGCAAAUCCCUUACACGAAAAGAAGGAAAGAGGUUUUUAUUUUCUGAUUGUUUUGCCGGACCUCCUUUUGGUCUUCGUGAAUAUUAUCAAUCCCAAGGCUUUCGCAUUAUUGGUCCUUUUGGCGUUCCGAAUAAACACGUAGACGGAACAGAUUGGCCAGGCGUAUUGUUGUGCUGUGAUUUGAUGAAAGAGUGA
This is a messenger RNA of Meira miltonrushii, 642 nucleotides long. RefSeq lists its product as uncharacterized. The record is from RefSeq and is a predicted model, not a curated record. Bases 1 to 642 code for a protein of 213 amino acids. The transcript has a single exon. NCBI's taxonomy places the organism in Eukaryota, Fungi, Basidiomycota, Exobasidiomycetes, Exobasidiales, Brachybasidiaceae.